Messenger RNA from Misgurnus anguillicaudatus (oriental weatherfish), 5760 nucleotides. Its product is annotated as connector enhancer of kinase suppressor of ras 2. The record is from RefSeq and is a predicted model, not a curated record. Gene Ontology annotation, biological process: regulation of signal transduction. Gene Ontology annotation, molecular function: protein binding. Lineage: Eukaryota; Metazoa; Chordata; Actinopteri; Cypriniformes; Cobitidae. Gene Ontology annotation, cellular component: membrane; cytoplasm.
CUGCGGUGACGUAAGCGAGCGGGCGCGCAAUUUUUUCCAGGCGCGGACCGGAGAGCGAGAUCGCGCAGAAGUGGUCCAACCUAGAAAGAGACCGUUACGCAUACAAAUACGCGUACCGAGUAGCCGUUUGCCAACACUCGUGUGUUUCUCGCGCUCAGUAUUGCACCCAGUGGAGCUGCUUGGUUUUUAUCGGUAGUGUCACCGAACAGUCCCCACGCUCACGGAACCGCUGACCCAUGUGAUACUGCAGCGUUGCGAGUGUGAAAGGGAGGGGGUGCGAUAGACACAUUUUUUUCUGCAUCUCUGCUCGGUAGACUGAAGAAGCAGGUGCACGCUCUGGAGAGCGAGAAAGUGAGAGAGGCUGAUCGAGAAAGAGAGAGAGAGUUUGAGGGGGGCGGGGUAGAGUCGCGCGCGUGGAUCUCUCAUCGUCGCAGUCCUUCGCGAGGAUGUAUCCAACGGCUAUGCUCCUACCGCGCGCGCGUCGACGUCCAUGCAACGGAAUCACAUGUGCACCCGUGAUCUAACGGUUCGAUUCCACGGGGUUCGGAUGGUCCGCGCGCUCCACACAGAAGUCAACCGGGAAAUCAACGCGCACCAGCCAUGGCGCUGGUCAUGGAACCCAUCAGCAAAUGGUCUCCAAAGCAGGUGCUGGACUGGAUGAAAGGAUUGGACGACUGUUUGCUGCAGUAUAUGAGGACAUUCGAAAGAGAGCAGAUAAAUGGAGAGCAGCUGCUUCAUAUUACCCAUCAGGAACUGGAAGAGCUUGGCGUGACCCGCAUCGGACACCAGGAGCUCAUUCUGGAGGCUGUGGACUUACUCUGUGCACUGAACUACGGCCUCGAGACGGAGAAUUUGCGGACGUUGUCGCACAAACUCAAUGCGUCGGCUAAGAAUCUGCAGAACUUCAUCACAGGUCGCCGCCGUGGGGGCCAUUACGAUGGACGAAUCUCACGGCGCCUCCCGAAUGACUUCCUGACCUCAGUCGUUGACCUCAUCGGAGCAGCAAAAAAUCUGCUUGCGUGGUUGGACAGGUCUCCAUUUGUCAGUGUUUCUGAGUACUCAGUGCUGAAGAACAACAUCGUUCAGCUUUGUCUAGAACUAACAACUAUAGUACAGCAGGAUUGCACAGUAUAUGAAACUGAAAAUAAAAUUCUACAUGUGUGUAAGACUCUAUCAGGUAUCUGUGAGCACAUCAUUUCGUUGUCGUCCGAUUCAUUGGUGUCACAAUCUGCCCACCUAGAGGUCGUUCAUCUGACUAACGUUAUGCCUAGUGAAGGCCUGGGCAUGUACAUCAAGUCCACAUACGAUGGUCUUCAUGUGAUCACUGGAACCACAGAGAAUUCUCCUGCAGAUCAGUGCAAGAAGAUUCAUGCUGGUGAUGAGGUCAUUCAGGUCAACCACCAGACGGUGGUUGGCUGGCAGUUGAAGAAUUUGGUCAAUUGUCUCCGUGAGGAUCCGAGCGGAGUGAUUCUCACGUUGAAGAAGAGGCCACAGAACACUCUCGGCUCCACUCCGGCACUGCUAAAAAACGCCCGCUGGAAACCACUUGCCCUGCAGCCGUUGUCCACGAGUCCAUGCAGUGGUUCUCCCACCCCACCCAGCACGCUUGGUUCAGUGGGACUCUCACCUGGAGUGGACACACCUGGGGGACAUGAUGUGUUUAUACUGUCCCCUGUCUAUGGACACAGAGAGGAGGAUUUGGAUCGUGGUGGGUUUGGAGUUUUUGGCUCUGAUUCUCCAGGUUAUUAUAUAGAACAGGAGUUGCUGGGGGGACAGUACUUCCCCCUGCUGGAGGACGAUUCUGGGAGAAACACCGGAAUGAGACGCAGAGAUCGGACCCCAACUCACAAUGACCCACGGCAGGUUUCAAUGGGAACUGAGUGGCUGUCCGAACCUCAAGAAUCUGGAGUUUACAAAAGAGGAAGCAGAGAUUCAGACUCCUCUCUCCUACGAUUCCUCAGCGAUGACAGGAUUCUGUUGAUUCAGGAAGAAGCUGAGUUUUCUCAGCGGGACACAAGCAGACGAUCCAGGAAGAAAAGCCGAAAUCCCAGCAGUCCCAGUUUUCCAAUCAGUCCCUCUAUGCUUGUCCCACCUGUGCGUUUGGACGCAGUUCCACCCGAGGGGCUGCCCUUUCCCGUGCCUGACUCAAACACAAUGCCACACUAUCAUAGAGCUGCAGACACGCUGCGAGCAGAUGCCGAUAGGUAUGCAAGUUCAGGACUUGACCGACAAGCAGGGGCAUCAAUGAGGAAGUCUAUGCAUUAUGCCUCUCUGAGGACCAAACCCAAGAAGAAAAGCAAAGGAUCCCUCAGUAGUGCCAGCAGGAGGCGUAUUGCAUGCAAAGAUUUGGGUCAUGGCGACUGUGAAGGCUGGUUAUGGAAAAAGAAAGACGCCACUGGCUACUUCACGCAGAAAUGGAAGAAGUACUGGUUCGUUCUCAAAGACUCCAACCUGUACUGGUACACCAACCAGAACGAUGAGAAAGCUGAGGGCUUCAUAAGUUUACCCGAGUUUCGGAUAGACAGAGCGAUCGAAUGCAGGAGGAAACAUGCCUUCAAAGCAUGUCAUCCCAAAAUUAAGAGUUUCUUUUUUGCUACUGAUCAUUUAGAAGAAAUGAACAGGUGGAUGAAUCGUUUAGGCUUGGCUGCGAUUGGCUACACGCCUGAUGAUCCGGUACCACGUCCUGAUGAAGAUUACUGGAGUGAGAGUGACCAAGAUGAGGUGGAUGGGUCUAUGACACUCAAACAGGAGGCCACGUACCACCACAACCCCUCUGGAACAUCGACCAGUCCAUUUCCCGAGCGUCAUUUCUCCAGUGGUUCCACAUUUUCACAUUCUUCCGCAGAAGAGUCCCAUUCUUCCUGCCGAUCCUCCCAUCGAGAACGUCGCUCAUGGCAGGACCUAAUUGAAACCCCGUUGACCAGCACCGGGCUACACUACCUACAGACAGCAGAAGAGGAAGAGCCUUCUCUGCUAUCGCCUGACCAGCUCCGACAGGCCACGCUCCCCGCCCAGCGUCGACGCCCUACGGAACGUGACGGGCCGUUUCCGUUGACAGACAGCGAGGAGUCCCGCCCCCGUCAUCACAAUCACAAGCAGCGCAGCCAGAGUCUUCCGCGUCACCGCGCGGGACACGGGGGACACCGCAGCGCUCGCACCCACAUGCACACGCACGGCACCCUAAGGCCAAGAACGCAUCUCCAUGAGGAAGAGGAGGAAGAGGAGGAGGAAAGGGAGUCGCACAGAGCCAGAAGCAGGAGGCCCGAGACUGAAAACAAAGCUGUCGAUGCCAUAGAUGGCUUUCAGGAGCUGUACCGAUCGCUGGAGCAAGCGAGCCUCUCCGCUUUCGGCCAGCAGAGGCCUUCCACCAAACAAGAGUUCAGACGCUCCUUCAUAAGACGCAGUAAUGACCCCGCCACAAACGAACGACUCCACCGCAUACGGGUUCUUCGAUCUACGCUAAAGGCAAAAGAGGGCGACUUGGCGAUAAUCAGUCAGGUGCUGGACGACCCUUGUUUGACCUCACGGAAGUUUCGUGAAUGGAAACAGCGUAACCACGAGCUCUUCCUGGAUAUCUGCGAGUUUAGCUCCGCCCCUUUGGAACCGCCCAGCGAGUGCAACGACCUUUCACCCCUCUCACCAACAACGCUGAUGAUGCACACUCACUCGUUCAUAGAAACGCACGUGUGAGAUGCUCUCACACACCCAUUCAUCCAACGACUAACUAAAAUACAGACGUAAGAAUAUACAAAUAACACGAAACUUACAUUUCAAACACACACACUAUGAAAAGCACUGUGGAUCUAGACUCUCCUCACUUUUCCUCCAUGGAUGACCUGAUACUGCCCUCCUCUGAGUGACAGAUUGAACCAAUACACUGUAAGAUCAAUCUCAAAGAUAUGACCCAGCCUCCAAAACUCUAUGCUUGUAGACCGCAGGCACGUCACGGGCUGUCCAGCGGCCAUCUGCUCUGACCCGACACCGGCAGGAGACUCGUAAACGGCUUACGGACACGUUACGGAAGUAUUAUCUGCACUUAUAUGGCUCAUUGCAAACUCUGUACAAUACGAGUCAUCACGGGCACAAUUUGGAAGGAAUGUAGGAAAGACCCGGCGAGGUGCCCUAAUGCAUGCCUGAAGAAUCAUCAUGUCAGAUUAAUUGACCACCAGGACCGUAUUUAAAAAACGAAUCUUAUUUUUGUCUCUGAUUGGAGUAGAAAAAAUCCUUUUUUAUAUCUUUUGAAGAUUUCGUUGAUCAUUAAUUCGAUUUUCCGUUCGUUUUCCUUCCCUUGGAAUGCUGCAGGAAGAGCAGUCAUGUAGCCAUGGGCAACAGGCUUCACUCUGUUACCAAGCAACACCGCCCUACUGUGUUACUCUAUACAACUUUCAAAGCAAGCAAGAGCGUCGGAAAGCGUCCGCGUGUAUGUGUGUGCAGGUGUGCGUGUGUUUUAGACAAAAGAGAGACAGUAAGAGAGACGUACGGAUGCCGAAACGACUCUUUUGCAAGAGUUUGAUGAUAUAAAUCAUGUUAGAAGAUGAACUCCUGGCAGGUACUAAUGUGUUUAAUUUGGCUUCUUUAGACUAUUUAUAUUAUAGCUAAACUCAUGCAUGGUUUAAAAAAAAUAUUACUAUAUGCUAUCAGGCCAGAGAACAGUCUGUAUAUAAGAACAUAUUAUUUGCAUAGCUGCAUCCUCUGUUUAAAACUGUGAACUGUACUCGUGAAUGCAAUCUUUUGACUCUGCCGAUGCAGAAACCUUUCUACUCUCUAUUUUUUUCUACAGAAAAAGACGACAAAAGAUGCAAAGCUUUGCUUCUCUGAUGUUAUGACUGUUUUUGCUUGUUUCCGGGUCUUUGCUGGUCAUUACCUCUGAGCUAUGGGCUACAUUCAGGUCGCUAUUUUCUGUUUUCUGAUGUAUGUGUCCCUUUAGACAGACUCCACUGGCCAAAAACUAGAGUUGGAUUCCCUUUCGCGGUUUUGGAGGUCAGUGGCUCAGGAUUCUCGAAUUGGAUAAAGCAGAUAGUAAAUUAUAUGAUUAAACAAAAAAAAUAACAAUUGGUUCGGCGGUGGAGUGCAAAAUGUCCCCUUGCUAAAUGUUGCGUGUGUGUUCUCAUUCGUCGACAUUAAUAUGUCAGAGACACAGACCUGCAUACAUGUUCAAUGUCGGUUAUGUUCGAUUGUCACUUUUUUAGAAACUUGUGGGAUGUACUUUAAUUCAAUAGAAUGUACUCAUUCAAUAGCUUGUUAAUUGUAAAUCUCAUUGGAACAAACAUACACACUCGCUUCCCACACACAGACAAUACUUUUAUGUUCGCGGUCGAUGCAGUCUUACCAAAGCGACUCUCAAAAAUACAUCUGCCCACUAAAGCUACUGUUUUGAUUCUGUUUCUUCAUGUGUUGCUGUGGGCAUUCAUUCCAUUGUGUGUUUGCGCGCGCGCCCGUGUGUGUGUGCACGUGUUAUCUAGGCCAUCGGGGUUUCACUGUGGUUUUAAGGGCAUGUCCCCCCCCUCUCCCCCACACGGCUAUGCUGUAUAAGGUGUAAGUUGCACUGCAACAUUGAGACGGAACAUAUUGCUCUUUUUUCAAGGUUCUCUUUCAAAAAUUCCCCUUCUGUAUAUUAAAACACCAGGACGAUCCUGAUAUUUAUUCACAGUAUUAUUCAAAGCUAACCCUCUUUGCUUUCAGAAAUAUAAAUACAUAUAUAAAUAUAUAUAAUACAGAUUGUAAAAUGUUAAACUAAUAAACUGAGUUCUCUGCACUCUG